AUGGCCGGAAAAGGUGGGAAGGGGCUUUUAGCUGGAAAGACUACGGCCGCUGCGGCAGCCACCAAGGAGAAGGAUAAGAAAAAGUCAAUUUCUCGGUCGGCUCGUGCUGGUCUUCAGUUUCCAGUCGGUAGAAUUCAUCGUCACUUAAAGUCAAGAACUAGUGCCCACGGAAGAGUUGGGGCAACAGCAGCCGUUUACUCAGCUGCAAUUCUUGAAUAUCUGACAGCAGAAGUGCUCGAGUUAGCUGGAAAUGCCAGCAAAGAUCUCAAGGUAAAGAGAAUAACACCAAGGCACUUGCAGCUGGCCAUUCGAGGGGACGAAGAGCUCGACACUCUCAUCAAAGGAACCAUAGCUGGUGGUGGUGUGAUUCCUCAUAUCCACAAGUCCCUCAUCAACAAAACUACCAAGGAAUGA
Fraxinus pennsylvanica is the source of this 414-nucleotide messenger RNA. Lineage: Eukaryota; Viridiplantae; Streptophyta; Magnoliopsida; Lamiales; Oleaceae. The record is from the annotation of a GenBank genome assembly.